CUCGACAUUUUUCGAAGUUGCAUGAUCCGUUGCAUAACUUCGUUCAAGAUCUCGGCGUACAGGUGACAAGAGUAAUUGACGUUUGUUCAAACAGGUUCAAAGCCAUGUAGAAAAUCUGUGAAGCGUGAACGUGUGCUACUAAUAUCGCGGGGAUUGGGAAAUAUGUACACAGAAAUGAUUUUGGCCAUUCGAUAACGAACGAAGAAAAGCACAAUUCAGGCAAGAUGAACUUUCGCUACGAACAUUUUGUCGCCGGUAUAUCAGGUGGGACUGUUUCAACAAUGCUGCUGCAUCCUUUGGACCUUUUGAAAAUCAGAUUCGCAGUAAAUGAUGGGAUGAUCAAAUCUGUACCAAGGUACAAUGGCCUUUUUAGCGGAAUGAAUGAGAUCGUGAAGUCGGAAGGAAUUCGUGGACUUUACAGAGGAAUGUCACCUAACAUGUUAGGAUCAGGAGCAUCGUGGGGUCUAUACUUCCUAUUUUACAAAAGCAUCAGAAAUUGGUUACAAGAUGGAGACCCGAAUAAAGUAAUCGGAAUAAAGAUGAAUUUGGUUGCAACUGCUGAAGCUGGAAUACUGACCAACAUCUUGACAAACCCGCUUUGGGUAAUAAAAACGCGAAUGUGCUUGCAGUACUCCGGAGACAAUGCUCUUCCGGAAUCGCGAAGAUAUUCAGGCAUAGUAGAUGCUGUGUGCAAAAUUUACAAAACAGAAGGAUUUAGAGGAUUUUACAAAGGCUUGGUUCCUGGAAUGUUCGGUGUAACACAUGGCUGCAUCCAAUUUGUUAUUUACGAAGAAACAAAGACUAGAUACAAUGUUUACAGAGGAAUGCCACUCGAGAGUAAAUUGAACUUUAUCGACUACGUGGCAUUUGCAGCAUUCUCGAAACUCGUAGCAGCGUCCGCCACUUAUCCUUACCAGGUAGUGAGAACCCGACUUCAGGAUCAGCACCAUAACUAUAAGGGAUCAUUGGACUGCAUUAGAAAGACUUGGAGGUCAGAAGGAAUUAAGGGUUUUUAUAAAGGCAUAUCACCAUACAUUUUACACGUUACACCAAAUCUUCUCGUGGUUCUAUUUUUUUAUGAAAACUUUGAUGACAUUUCUAAACUAAUAAGGGAAAUAGCUUUUGGUAAACGAAGUUAGAUUAAUUCUGCCGUGCAAGUAAGAAGCACUUAAACUGCUGAUUUUACUGAAUAUGAAAAAUAAACUUUGUUGCAAUAUCUAUAGAUAAAUAUUGCUUUUGACUGAAAAAUGGACUUAUAGCGAUACGCUGUUGCCGUAUUUUCUUAUUUGCACGGCAGACUUCAAUUGAUACGUACUUAUUAUGUUAGUACAAAUAAUUGGCGACUACUCUAACUAGGUAUCUGCACUCGCACUAGCAGAAGAAUUGUUAAUUAGAAAGUUAAAUUUUAUCUUUAAGCAAAAAAUUGCACAUUUUAUCUGCUACUUCUUUAAAAUCAAUUGAUUUAUUUAUAAAGUGGUAUGCAUGUACUCAGUUUUUGUUGUCAGCCAUUUAAACGCUAGGGCACAUUAAGCAAUGCAUGUUGAUUGAUGUAACAGGAGAAUCCGAUUAUAUUAAAAUUUGUUUUAAUUGUUUAUUUGAGAGAUUUAGUUAUUAUUGACUUCAGAAUAUCGAUCCUUUUCUGUAUUAAUUGGUUUAUGUCUCUCUAAAAAUAUUAUUAUUGCUUAAUUAGAUGAACUCUCAUAAGAAUUUCUAUCAGAAAAAUGAUUGUAUUUUAUUUCAUUUUUGAGUAAUUCAAAAAGGAUUCUUCUGCUGCAUAACUAAAUGUUCUCUUAAGAUUAGGAAAAAUAAAAUCUUUAUUUAUCGCUGUUUUCUGAAAAGUGUAUCAGAACCGAAGAUGUUAAAUUUUUGUUUGAUGUAAAUGACAAAAUUGUGGGUUAUGCUAUGUCAAUUUGUUCAUAUAUUAGUCCGGGAGCUAAUGAUAUUUUUUAUGCAUAAUUUUCUACCAGAUGAAACUUUUCAUAUACAAUAUCAUAUCUUCAAAGACCAUUUAUUUCCCUUAAAAAACACUCGAAGAUAUGCUUGCUAGAUGUUUUGUCCGUUUGUAGGAUGGCGUUUGAUUCUUUGAAAAUUGUCAACUUGCGGGGGGUGGGGUAUCAUUUUCUACCGUUUGUCUGUUUAAAGACAAAUUAUUUGAACUGAAAAACACUUGAAAAUAUUCUUACCAGACGUUUUUCCCGGUGUGGGAUGAUUUUCUACAGUCUGGCUGUGUGAGGGCAAGUUAUUUUCACUGAAAAACACUAGAAAACACAAUUACCAGACAUUUUCUAAGGUUGCAAUAUGGCGCUGCAGUCGUCCAAAGUUGUUAAUUUUUUUUUAUUUAUUAAGAUAGACAUGUAGAAAAGAACGCACGACACUUUGAGAACCGGUUAAUUCACAGAAAAAUGGAAAGUUCAAAACGUUUUGAUUUUUACAUAAAGUAUUAUAGGAAACUCAGUCUAGGAAUAAACAGUAUCCAAAAUAUUUAUAACAGAGUUCCACAUGCAGAUCUUUACAAUUGAAUAAUUGUUUAAAAUAUGAUCAUUUUUGUAUACUUUAAUCUGAGUGGUCCCCAAAUCAUUCAUGUAUUAUUUAUAGUUUCUGUAUUUUAUGCCUUCUCUUAAUACUGUACUAUUGUUAUUUCACAAUGAUUUUCCCAGAAUAAUUCUGACAAUAAUUUCCUGUAAUGCUUUUCAUAAAGAUUUUCCUAUGAAAGCGAAUAAAUCCUAAGAAUAUUCAUUCCAAAAAAAUUAGUACAGCCCUAUGAUGAUUUUCCUAUUAUAUAUUUUUGAAAGUAAGAACAAUUGAAGGGGCGGAUGUAAUAACCACCUUAGCGCUCGGACACACGGAGAAUUAUUGUCCGCUGAGCAAAUUUUCAAAAUUGUUCAAAUUUGAGUGUUGACCAUCAAUACUUGUAGACUAUUUUAUUUCGCCUCUUUUUUGUACGAAAAACAAAUUUGAAGUUUUUUUUUGGAUUUUAGUAAUUUAAGGAAAACAACCAUUUUUAACGAGAAAAAAAAAACCAAUACUUUUUUGCAGAUCUUUAGUCAUUAGAGGGAAAAAGUCUCGGCACGCGAGAAUAUAGCGCCACGGGUUGACGUACAUUGACGUAGGUCCAAGUCGAGGUUAGCAAGCCAUACACUGGAAGUUGUCAAAAUUCGAAACUUCCUCACACAACUUUCUCGUUAUAUAAAUGCAUCCCAGAUUUCGAAGAAAAUAUUUUUGAAAGUUCACUACACAGCUCUGAAAUGUUUUUAAAAUAAGAUAAACACUCCAACAGUCAUAGAAUAUGUUAAAGAAUGUUACAUACAAUUUUUAAGAACAAAUAUCAAUUCCUGACAAAGAUCUGGCGAGUUGAAUGCAAAAAAGUAUUGAUUCUUUUUUCGUUGAAAAUUUUCGUUUUCCUUCAAUAAAUAAAAAACGAAAAAAAACAUUGGAUUUAUUUGUGGUACAAAAAAGAUGCACAAUAAAGUAGUCUACAAGUAUUUAUGGUCAAUAUUCAAAUUUAAACAAUUUUGAAAAUUUGCUCAGCGGACAAUAAUUCUUCGUGCGUUCGAGCGGUAAGGUGGUUAUUGCAUCCGCCCCUUCAAUUGCAGCAUGUAAUGCAUGCAUAUCUAUUUCUUAUGUCGACAAUUCAUUAAGCUAAGAAAUGUAUACCUCUGUAAAAAUACUCAGGCAUAUUACUGUAAAAUAUUUGUGAAAGUAUUCAAAUAGUAUGUUGUUGCAAUUUAUUGGAUUUCAAAUAGUUCCUUACAAUCUUCUAAACAGAGAAAAAUGUAUUUGUUGCGCAACAAAUACGAAUAAUGUUGUUCACUUCACCGACCACUAUUAUUUCUUGGCAAUACUUUGUUUUUAUGUCUACUCAAGUUACGUUUUACAACUUUGAUUUUGAAGGAAAGAGUUGGGAAUUCUAUCGCCAAUGAGAGGAACCCCAAAAUUGUACGUGUAUAGGUUUGCCAAAUACAAAAAAACCAGGUACCGUUUCUGUUCUACUCUUGCGUUGUAUUUUGCAUACGUUUCGGGAACGUUCAAAUUGUUUACAUUAUCGUACGAUAUUACACAAAUUUUAUUAUUUGCAGAAAUAGUAGAAUUUUUUUAUAAUUUAACAUAGCACCUAUACAUGUAUCGUGUGACUUAAGUAUAUCAUUUCUGCAAAGAAUUUAUGAAAAAUUGUUAGCUUCUUUUUUGAAACCCUAAUUCCGAAUCCGGAUACAAAAGUGCUCUAUCAUGUUAAGAUUUCGAUUAACCAGAGAAAAAAUCGAUUAGAAAAUCACCAUGCAUAAUUCCUGAAUUGUUUCAGAAUUUUUAUUCAACGUGAUCUAGGUUUUCCUGUUAAAGAGUUAUAGUUUAAGUUUCAACUCCCCAUAUAUGAAAUUGAGUAAUUGUAAGAUUUGAAUUUGAAAACAUAAAUUUUGAAGUACCUUAAUUUUGAAUGGUACUCAAUGUGAAGAGUUAAAAAUUUAAAAAAUUGUAUUGUUAGCCAUAAAACAAGAAUUAUUAUAAAAACGUAUGAAAUUAACCGAAGUAUGAUGUUAUUUGAAAUCACCUUAUUUGAAUAAAACUUGGAAAGAUUUUGAUUUUAUAUAUAUUGACACUUUUACUGAAAAAGUUGACGGUAGCGCCGUAUUGCAACCAAACAAAACAUUUGACAAGUGGAUUUUCGAGGGCUUUUCAUUUAAAAUAUGUACUCCACAAAUAGUCAGACGGUUGAAAAUCUUGCAAAAAUAAAUAUGCUGAAACUGCAGGAUUGUCAGACUGGCACUUCAUGCAAAAGUCGUCAGCUCCCGGAUUAUAGGUUGAGUGCGAAUGUAUCGCGCGUUAUUAGGUAUCACUGUUAUGCAGUGUAUACUACAUUUUCACAUACCUCUUUACAGUGGGGCAAUACUCACUCUAAUUUUCAUAGAUAUUUUCUUCUUAACAAGUAAGUAUUUUCAAAUUAAUGCAAUGUUUUGCCUUACUAAAAGGAAUAAUGCAAGAUGAUACAACUGGUAACUAUUAAUUAAAGCCUCAGCAGAGGCAACGUCGUAUCAACAUGUCCAUUGAGUUUA
Belonocnema kinseyi is the source of this 5045-nucleotide messenger RNA. RefSeq names its product mitochondrial folate transporter/carrier. The transcript has 5 exons. The coding region runs from base 225 to 1139 and encodes 304 amino acids. Gene Ontology annotation, cellular component: mitochondrion. Lineage: Eukaryota; Metazoa; Arthropoda; Insecta; Hymenoptera; Cynipidae. Gene Ontology annotation, molecular function: FAD transmembrane transporter activity; folic acid transmembrane transporter activity. Gene Ontology annotation, biological process: nucleotide transport; folate import into mitochondrion. The record is from RefSeq and is a predicted model, not a curated record.